Molecule: messenger RNA, 708 nt
Organism: Fulvia fulva
Lineage: Eukaryota; Fungi; Ascomycota; Dothideomycetes; Mycosphaerellales; Mycosphaerellaceae
Exons: 2
Coding region: 1-708 (235 amino acids)
Source: RefSeq, a predicted model, not a curated record
AUGGAAGUUUCAGAAGAUGGAAGCCAGCCAUACUCCAAGUGGCAAUACAACGACCCCGGAUAUGACAGCGACGAUGAUUAUCACGUCGACGAAGAUCCUGUUGACUACGCGCACCAUUUCAAAAUCAACUCGUCGAGCGGCCUCGCGGCGGCAAGUCUGCCCGAGACAGGGUCGAGAAGUGUCGUGGUCGAAGGAGGAGAUGUGGUGAUCUCGUUAUCACCACUCGAGCAAGUCACUGUGAUCACCACAAGCACAGUACUGGAGCAGAGCAGUCCUUUCUGGCGUGCAAGCCUGAGCAAGUAUUGGGCACACAAUAAGACAGUCGGCGACCAGAAGCCCAAGCGAUUCGAGCUUGAGUUUAAAACACCCACAGAUGCCUCCCUGGUAGGCAAGACUGAGGCCACGCCCACAAUGAUACGAGAGCAACACCUCACUUCGCUGCUCGAGCAGACUCCUAAUGCCGACGUCUGGUCUGCGAGACCGAAAGCAUUCGCCGAGGAAAGCAUCAAUGGGGACUACUCGGCUCCUUUCACGCCCGAAGAGCAUAUCUCAGCGAAGGUGUCUGCGCACAAGAUCGCGUUUGCAUUCUUGGCCGGCCACCCACCGAAAGCUUGGAGGACUUCGAAGUCGCCAAGCGUCGUGCUCGUCAUCCAACAUCUGCUCGAGUGGAUUCACGAGUACGGCUUUUUCAAGAAGAUGGGCGGUUGA